This is a messenger RNA of Lucilia cuprina (Australian sheep blowfly), 1087 nucleotides long. It is a transcript of the gene sicily, whose product is annotated as NADH dehydrogenase (ubiquinone) complex I, assembly factor 6 homolog. The coding region runs from base 70 to 1029 and encodes 319 amino acids. Lineage: Eukaryota; Metazoa; Arthropoda; Insecta; Diptera; Calliphoridae. Gene Ontology annotation, biological process: biosynthetic process; mitochondrial respiratory chain complex I assembly. The transcript is spliced from 6 exons. Gene Ontology annotation, cellular component: mitochondrion. The record is from RefSeq and is a predicted model, not a curated record.
AGCUGUUCGCUAUUAUCAAAUGUAAACAAAUCGUGUAGAUUAACAAAUUUUCUUGCAAAUUUACCUAAAAUGAAGCGUUUUUAUAAUAAUUUAAAUACAAUUUGUUUAAGAAAUUCAGCAGCUAUUAAAUAUCAACAACAAAGGCAGCAACAUGAUAAACAAACCACACAAAAUAAUCAAUUAUUCGGAGUUAAAUACUGUAUGAAUUUAGUGGAGAAAAAUGAUUAUGAAAAUUACUUGUGUACCCUGCUAUUGCCUAAGGAACAGAGAAGACAUGCAUUUGCUUUGAGGGCGUUUAAUGUCGAAGUGGCCAAGUGUUCCACUAAUGUCUCUGAACCUGCCAUAGCUAAAAUGCGCCUAAAAUUUUGGUAUGAUUCCAUAGAGAAAUGUUACGACAAAGAGAAAUCCUAUGUAGCCGACCAGCCCGUCCUGAGAGAAAUGAAACAUACCAUAGAUUCCUUUAAAUUAAAUAAACUAUAUUUAAAACGUUUAGUUAAUGCGCGUGAUCGUUCCCCCAACGAGCCCUUUAUUACUUUAAAAGACUUGGAAACUUAUGCCGAACAGACUUAUUCUUCAUUGCUAUAUUUAUUAAUCGAAUUGACUGGUGUUAAGGAUUUAAAUGUUGAUCAUGUUGCCUCACAUUUGGGUAAAGCUCAGGGUAUUGUGACUCUUUUAAGAUCCAUACCGUACACAAAACGUAGUCAGGCUUUAAGUAUACCCCAAGAGAUACUUAUUAAGCAUGGCGUUAGUCAGGAGCGCGUGUUGAGAGCUAAUCCUCAGGAUAAAGGUGUGGAGGAGUGCAUAUUUGAGGUGGCUACGGCGGCGCAUCAACAUUUGGAACAUGCGCGCGAUCUAUCCUCUAAUCUUCCAAAAGUUGUUCGCAAAAUAUUUUUACCCGCUGUCGCCGUAGAACGUUAUCUCGAACGCUUAAGAUUAGCCAAUUUCAAUCUAGUCCAUCAGUCGUGCUUACAAAGAGACUCCAUGUUACCUUUGGCCCUAUACAUGCGUAAUUUGAGAGGUAAAUUUUAAAUAGAAUCUAAAAUUUCAACAGGUACAAAGCGAUAAUUUUUGGAUAGAUCACGACAAG